AAGUAACCCGAAAACGCAAUUUCCCCCUCGAAAACAACACCAUUGCCAUUCCCUUUCAAAAAACUACGACUCUGCCGCUCCCUCAAAAACCCUCCAUUUCCUUUUCUUCUCCCUCUCUCUCUAGGGUUUUUGCAGAAUCCAAAGAGAAAAAGCAUGGCAACAUCAUCUAGGGUUUUCGGAAGCUACUGCCGAACUCUAAUGGCUGCUGCGAAGAGCUCCACCGCCGCAACUACACCUCCAGCUCCAGCUGCCGCUGCCACCGCAACUGGAAAAGGUCGUCAUAAAGGCAUACUUAAGCCGCUACCGGUUUCACCUGCUUUACGGAAAUUUGUGGGUUCUUCAGAAAUAUCACGUACUGAUGCUGUUAAGAAAGUCUGGGAUUACAUCAAAACCAAUAACCUUCAGAAUCCUGCAAACAAGAAGGAGAUAAAUUGUGACGACAAGUUGAAGACCAUAUUUGCUGGCAAGGACAAGGUUGGGUUUCUAGAGAUUGCAAAGCUUCUAUCCAGUCAUUUUCAAAAGGCUUCUUAAGUUUGUCACUUUUGCAGUUCCUGUAAACAUUAGGGGCCUUCUUGAUAGUAAACUUUGUACCUUAGUAGCUUCUCCUUUUAUUUCUCCACUCUGGUUUUGAGAUAUGGUGCAUAGAUCUGAAAUUGAAAGCUUCUCGGAUUUCAUGCUUGCUUUUCUCCUGGAAACUUUUGAAUUUUGAUGUUCAGAUGCAAUUGUCCUGGAAUUUUUGAAUUUCGUUACCA
This is a messenger RNA of Nicotiana tabacum (common tobacco), 752 nucleotides long. Its product is annotated as upstream activation factor subunit UAF30. Lineage: Eukaryota; Viridiplantae; Streptophyta; Magnoliopsida; Solanales; Solanaceae. The record is from RefSeq and is a predicted model, not a curated record.